This is a messenger RNA of Maniola jurtina (meadow brown), 1849 nucleotides long. Its product is annotated as gastrula zinc finger protein XlCGF26.1-like. Gene Ontology annotation, molecular function: DNA-binding transcription activator activity, RNA polymerase II-specific; RNA polymerase II cis-regulatory region sequence-specific DNA binding. The record is from RefSeq and is a predicted model, not a curated record. The coding region runs from base 130 to 1836 and encodes 568 amino acids. Gene Ontology annotation, cellular component: nucleus. The transcript is spliced from 10 exons. Gene Ontology annotation, biological process: regulation of transcription by RNA polymerase II. Lineage: Eukaryota; Metazoa; Arthropoda; Insecta; Lepidoptera; Nymphalidae.
CAAAUAUACUACUGGAAACUAUUGAGGUUGGAAAUGGAAAAUGGAAAGUGUAGUGUAAUUUUACUUGAAUUUUUCCAAGUACCUACCUAUUUUGAUAAUAAUCAUGAAAUUUAAUGAAAAUUUAACAAAAUGAGUGAAUUUGUCGAGUUAAACUUGCCAGAACACUGUGCAAGUGAAGAUAUGGCAAGGAUUAAUGAUAUAUUCUGCAUAUUUUGCCUAAGAAAAAAUGUACAGUUUAUUAACUUGAGUACCUGUGUACACGCUAAUGUACUGGAUAACUUGAUGGAUAUUAAGAUGCUGCAGUUAGACCACGUUCUUUGUUCUUGGUGUCAUAGCACAUUGGAAAAAAUGAAUGACUUCAAAAUACUAGUGUUAAAAAGCUUUAAUAUUCUGAGCAGUGGGUUGAAAUACAAUACGAGAAACUACCCACAAAAUCUUAGUUUUUCGAAAAUAGAACAGCAAUCCGCCAUCGACUCUCAGCCAAUAGAAUACAGGGCCAUAGAACAUACAAUCAAAAGCGAACCAUUUGAAACUGAUGUUGAAAUUAAAGUAGAGGAAGACGAACUUUCGGAUUUCGGAAACGAUAUACCAUUGGCACAGAUAAAUAAUACAGAGAUAAUAGUACAGAGUAGUACAAAAACAGAUGAAUCAUUACCACAGUCUACUAAAAAAAAUACUAGAAGCGAAAAAAUAGAGAGUUCACUAUCACCAAGUAAGAAAAAGCCAAAGAGUAAUAAAAAAACAGAGAGACAGUGGACGAAGAAAGACAGAUGCGAGGAUAAAGUAAAGAUAAUUGUUUUAUCCGAACAGGAAAUGUUAGAGGAUAGAAGAUUAAAUGCUUUAAAAAGCAGGUAUUUAAAAUUGCCUUACAAGUGUGAGAAAUGUAUCACAAGUUUCGACCAUGAAGUGCAUUUGAUUGAGCAUAUGAUGAAGAGACAUAAGAAGGAAGAAGGCAGCCAGGUUUGCAACAUUUGUGAAUCGGUUCUUAACACGAAGAUAUCGUUUGAGGAGCAUUAUAAACGCCAUUACAGGAGAUAUGAAUGUGUAAAGUGUGGCAUACGGGGCAACAAUGUAUAUUCAGUAUUGAAGCACUAUAAGGAGACCCACGGAAAGGUCGACUUGACUUUCGCUUGUCAUUUGUGCGAUUUCACCACUGAGUCCCAUCGACGUAUACGCUACCAUCGGGACAAACAUCGGUUUCCUGUAUUGUCGUGUCAUUUGUGUAGCAGCACAUUUGUGACCAAGACGGGGCAGCGCGUACACAUGUUGUCCGUCCACAAGGAGUCCAACCGCGUAUACUCAUGUGAGCCGUGCGGAAAAGUGUACCGCACAAAGACAGGCCUUUCCUCACACAUGGCGCUGAAACACUCGGAGGCGAAGCCCGCCUACUGCGUGACUUGCGAUCUGAACUUCAUCACAGAGUCGAGCCUCAGACAUCACUUGAAGACUGCUUCUCGGCACAUCUCUGAUAAGGAUAAGAAGUUUACAUGCAACGAGUGUGAUGCCAAGUUCCUUACAAAGAAACUAUUACAAGAGCAUAUAGACUGGGUACAUCUGAAAAAUACUAGUCAUACGUGCAACAAGUGUUCUAAGAUAUUCAAAAAUGAAAGGAAUUUGAAACGCCACCAUCUGUAUGUACACGACAAAAUACGUCCGCCGAGAAAUAAAAUGUGCGACCAUUGCGGUAGGGGCUUUCAUUCGUCAACGAUCCUUCUGGCUCAUAUCCGUACACACACCGGAGAGAGACCUCUGAAAUGUACGCACUGCGCCGCAACCUUCGCUCACAGCGCCGCUUUGUACAACCACAACAAGUUAUUACAUAACAAGAAGAAAUAAAUAGUAAAAUAAC